Messenger RNA from Zingiber officinale, 1048 nucleotides. RefSeq names its product protein TIFY 10a-like. Gene Ontology annotation, biological process: regulation of jasmonic acid mediated signaling pathway; regulation of defense response; response to wounding. Gene Ontology annotation, cellular component: nucleus. The record is from RefSeq and is a predicted model, not a curated record. The coding region runs from base 168 to 842 and encodes 224 amino acids. NCBI's taxonomy places the organism in Eukaryota, Viridiplantae, Streptophyta, Magnoliopsida, Zingiberales, Zingiberaceae. The transcript has 5 exons.
UAUUAUUGUUUUUCUCUUCUCUCAAGAGUCAAAGUCCCACCCACCGCACUGCGAUCCAGUUCACCGCUGCUACGACGAAGCAAAACCCUAGGAGGCUUUAAAAGAGAUCGAGCAACCAAAAAAAGGGAACAUUAAUUCGGCGUCGAAUUCAACUGAAGGCGAGCUCAAUGGUGGAGGAGAAUAUGGGAAGCAAAGAGGAGUCCAGCUUCUCCAGGACGUGCAGGCUGUUGAGCCGGUACUUGAGGGAGAAGGGCAGCUUGGGAGGCCUUCCGCCGCUCGAUCAACGGCCGCAAGGCAAAUCUAGGGAACCCAAAACCAUCAACUUGUUUCCAAGGGUAGAUGUGCUAGAAGAGAUCCAAACACAGAUCAACCAAGAGAAAACCUCUCACAUAUCCUUGAAUUUUUUCCCCCGACAAUCAACACAAGGACCUGCCAAUGCCUUAGAAACCAAGCAGAUGGAGAUGAACCAGCUCACUAUCUUUUAUGCCGGCGAGGUGCUUGUUUUCAACAACUAUCCCGCCGACAGAGCCAAGGACCUGAUGCAGAUGGCAAGCAAAGAGAGUGUUGCAGCUCAAAAUUUCAGCUUCUCCACCCCUCACAUUGCAGCUGCUGGAGCUGAGUGCAAUUCCAAGCCUGAAACCAAGCUGGCUCAGGAUAUGCCGAUAAUGAGGAGGAAUUCCCUGCAUCGGUUCCUCGAGAAGAGGAAAGACAGAAUCCAUUCCAAGUCACCGUAUCAAGGCAAUCCUUCUUCAUCGGUGAAUGAGGCAAAGAUGAAAUCUAGCGAACCUUGGCUCAACCUAGGCAGACAAAUCUCAGAUCACAGUUCAGAUGCUAGCAAAUGACAUGGAAGACUGGUCUCCAGUUUCCGCAAAUUUAACCAUGUGGAGGAAGAGUUAGAUGUGCUAUUUGUUGUUUGUGACAUCCAUUAUGAUCCUCUUUAGUUUUGUUGUGAUAAUGAAAGAGAGAAUAUCACUUCUUUGUUAUUGAUGUGGCAUAUACAUAUACAAUUGCAAGAUUAAGUUACGUUUUUUCCAAUGUUACUUUGAAA